AUGAGGCGAAGCAGGGAGGCCGAAUUGGUCAGGUACCGUUCCCAACAUGGACUUCUUGACAUUGACGGAAUGGACUCUUCAACGUUCAAACUCACGUUCCGGUUCCACAAAAAUGACUUUGAUGAUUUCUGUAGUGCCCUGCUGGUGCCGCGGGAGAUCACAUCUGCACAAAACGUGAGGUUGUGUGGCCGAGAGGCUCUGUGUAUGUUGCUGCGGAGGCUGGCGUAUCCCAACAUGUGGUGUGACUUGGAGGCGAUUUUUGGGCGACACUCCUCUGUCAUGUCAAGUGCUACGUCGCGACUCAUGGACCAUAUCUGGAGCACCUUCGGACACCUGCUGACAGACGUGAACAACCACGAGUGGAUGUCGCUUGCUUCACUGAAGGAAUUCGCCGGCGCUGUUGAAGACAAGGGCUCUCCUCUGCCCAAUUGCUGGGCCUUCAUCGAUGGGACAGCCCGUCCUAUUUGCCGGCCAAAAAGAAAUCAGAAGUUGUACUUCUCCGGCCACAAGAGGAUGCACAUGGUAAAAUACCAAUCACUGAUGUGCCCCAAUGGCAUUGUGUUCCAGCUUGAUGGACACUACCAAUUGAGCUGGCAUGAUGCAAGCUUACUAAUGUAG
This is a messenger RNA of Rhipicephalus sanguineus (brown dog tick), 618 nucleotides long. RefSeq lists its product as uncharacterized. Bases 1 to 618 code for a protein of 205 amino acids. NCBI's taxonomy places the organism in Eukaryota, Metazoa, Arthropoda, Arachnida, Ixodida, Ixodidae. The transcript is spliced from 3 exons. The record is from RefSeq and is a predicted model, not a curated record.